CGGUCUGGUCGUGAUCCUGUUCUUAUGGACCACGGGCCCUAUGUCAGCUAUCAUUAUCGGCUCCCACACCAACCGGGCGAAUUCUCAGGCUCGUUUUUGGCGGCUCACCGACUUCCCCGAAUCCGUCAAUCCACUGCGAGCCAGGAGUCCACAAUGGCAACUCAGACUGUUGAAGUUCAGACCGAGCUUGUCGAAUUGCCGGAACCUCGCAAUGAGGCCAGAACGGCGAUAGAACCGGACAACGAUGCUGCGCCUGCCGCGCCAAAAUAUGACGGAGCCACGCUUCUAAAGUUGAUAAGCGCCGGUUUUUCGUUCUUCGUCGCUGGCGUCAACGACGGAAGCACAGGCGCUCUGAUACCAUACUUUAUGCGCCAAUAUGAUAUCAAUACUACUCUUGUGUCUAUAUUAUUCGCGGCCAACUUCCUCGGCUGGCUCUUCACCGCCAUCGUCAACACCCAUCUUAGCCAAUAUCUCGAUCUCGGUGCCAUGCUCGCCAUUGGAGCGGCCUGUCAAGUCAUAGGCUACGCUCUGCGAGCCUGGGGCCCUCCGUUCGGCCUUCUCGCCUUCAGUUUCUGGUGCGUCACCGUGGGCCAGGCGUUCCAAGACACCCACGCCAAUACGUUCGUUGCCAAAGUCCCCGGGGCGCAUCGCUGGCUGGGUUUUAUUCACGCCAUGUACAUGGCCGGCUGUCUCGUCGGCCCGUUCGUUGCGACGGCUGUUGCCUCUGCUACGGUCGUUUCUCGCUGGUACCUCUUCUACACCUUCCCUCUCGGUCUAGGAGUCGCCAACCUGGCGCUCGUCUUCGUCGCUUUCCGCACCAGCAUCGGUCGUGCGCCAAGAGCAGCUGCUUCAGACGACACCACAUCGGGCCGGGAACAAGCAACGUCCAGGAAUAAAGAUGCCUCGAACCUCAUCAAAACGGCCGUCCGCACGCCAAGCGUGUGGUUAUUGAGUCUUUUCUUCUUCUUCUUCCUCGGCGCCGCCAUCACCACCGGAGGAUGGCUUGUCGAGUACCUGGUUGUUGUCCGAGGUGGCGAUCUCGCACAGAUGGGCUACGUGCCGGCUGGAUAUAACGGAGGGUGCUUCUUAGGAAGACUGCUCUUGGCGGAGCCCACCCAGCGCCUCGGAGAACGCAGAAUGGUUCUUAUCUACUGUGUGCUGUGCAUUGGGCUCCAGUUGUUGUUUUGGUUAGUCCCAAACAUCAUUGCCGCUUCUAUCGCGGUCAGCGUUUUGGGCUUUUUCUCGGGCCCCUUUUUCGCUACUGGAAUCUCCGUCGCCUCCAAACUAUUCCCGCCGGCAAUCCAUGCGACGGCUCUGGCGUUCGUUUUUGUCAUCGGACAAAUCGGAGGAUCCGUGUUUCCUAUCACCACCGGUAUCUUGGCUACUCGCAUCGGGGUCACAGUUCUGCAGCCUGUCCUCGUCGCCCUCUUCGCCGCUACCGCUUUGACCUGGCUGUGUAUCCCCUCCCCUAAGUCAACGGCAAACGCUGCGCUACAUCAGGAGUGACGAUACAGCGGUGAGCCACAGCGGCCGCGCGUUAAGGCUCGGAGUUGCGCUCAGUACCCAGGUAUCGGCACGAGGGUGGAUGUUUCGGAGCCACUUGCGCGUUUCGAGUUGCUCCAGCGGUCUCUCCAAAUGGCGGGAAAGGUCC
This is a messenger RNA of Thermothielavioides terrestris NRRL 8126, 1651 nucleotides long. RefSeq lists its product as uncharacterized. Gene Ontology annotation, cellular component: membrane. Lineage: Eukaryota; Fungi; Ascomycota; Sordariomycetes; Sordariales; Chaetomiaceae. The transcript has 4 exons. Gene Ontology annotation, molecular function: transmembrane transporter activity. Gene Ontology annotation, biological process: transmembrane transport. The record is from RefSeq and is a predicted model, not a curated record. Bases 154 to 1506 code for a protein of 450 amino acids.